GGAGGCUCGGCGUCAGGUGAAAGUCUUUCCGGAGUUCACAGCCCGGAGGAGCUAAGAGGUUGACUCCGGGCGGCCGGACUCUGGGGUGCCAGUGGAAAGAACAGAGAGACCCCAGAACAGCACAGACAACCCACGGCAGCCUGAGGAGCCGCCAGGCCGACCAGGAUGAGGUGUUGCCGGCCCCUGCGGACAGAGGUGGGCUUGGCCAUAGCCCUGAGCAUCCUCAUCCUCUUCCUCUUCUGUCUGCACGUGUCACCACCCACCUUCCAGAGCUCGGAGGAGCUACGGGACAACCCCAAGACUCUGGCCUGGCCCACUCAGCCCUCCCGCCCACUGCCCACCCCCUGCAGGGCCAACACCUCCAUGGCUGCCCUGCCAGGCUUCUCUGGGCAGCCACAACAGGUGCGCGACUUCCUCCUGCAUAAACACUGCCGCGACUUCCAGCUGCUGCAAGAUGUUCCCCUGAACAAGUGCGCAGAGCCUGUCUUCCUGCUGCUGGUGAUCAAGUCCUCACCCAAGAAUUACGAGCGCCGGGAGCUGGUGCGGCGCACUUGGGGCAGCGAGCGCCAGGUGAAGGGUGUCCAGCUGCGCCGCCUCUUUCUGGUGGGCACAGCCCCUAACCCCAUGGAGGCCCACAAGGUCAACCGGCUGCUGGCGAUAGAGGCGCAGGCGCAUGGGGACAUCCUGCAGUGGAACUUCCAUGACUCCUUCUUCAACCUCACGCUCAAACAGGUGCUCUUCCUACAGUGGCAGGAGACUCGGUGCACCAAUGCCAGCUUCGUGCUCAAUGGGGAUGAUGACGUCUUUGCACACACAGACAACAUGGUCUCCUACCUGAAGGACCACAAUCCUGACCGCCACCUCUUUGUGGGACACCUGAUCCGCAAUGUGGGCCCCAUCCGGGUGACUUGGAGCAAGUACUAUGUGCCAAAGAUUGUGACAGAGGAGGAGCGCUACCCGCCCUACUGCGGGGGUGGUGGCUUCCUACUGUCCCGUUUCACGGCUGCUGCCCUGCGCCGGGCUGCCCCCAAACUGGACCUCUUCCCUAUCGAUGAUGUCUUCCUGGGCAUGUGCCUGAAGAAGGAAGGCCUGGAGCCUGCAUCACACGGUGGUAUCCGCACAGGUGGCAUUCGGUCUCCCUCGGGCCGCAUAUCCUCCUUUGACCCCUGCCUCUACCGGGAGCUGCUACUCGUGCACCGCUUCUUGCCAUUUGAGAUGCUACUCAUGUGGGAUGCCCUGAGCCAGCCCAAACUCAUCUGUGGCAAGCAGUCACAGAUCUACUGAGGUGGUAUCAGGACCCCUAGCCUCUAGGCCCUGACCUCUACCCCCGUAGAAAGGGGCAGCAUCAUCUUCCCCUUUCCAGAAUUGGAAAUCUUUGUUCUAAGUGGUCGGCCUAAGAGAGUGUCCCCAGGGAGGUUUGGAUGAGUGCAUAGUCUAGCUGACAAACUCCUAGACAUCUUUCCAAGCCCACCUGGUACUUGAACCCAUGUUCCAUCAUCCUCUCUAGAUUCUCAGCUGAAGGGACCUCCUCUUUCCAUGGCAGCUAACUGCAGGAGCCCUUCUGCUAGGCUUCCAGUUGUUCCGUUUGAGUCAAGGUCCCAUUUUCCAGCUCCGACUUUGAUCUUGGGUUGGAUUUUAAAGGGUGGCCAACCCCUCCUUGCUUGUAAACUACAGUGGUUUAGUGGUAGGUGAGUCCCAGCCAUGCUUCAAGGUCAGUUGGGAAUUCCUAGGUCCAUUUGCAACUGAACUGAGCAGUAUUUCUCAGCCUAGGAAAGAAGUUUUUUUCUCAACCUCUCCCUGCCAGUCUCCACACACCUCAGAUGGUAGAAGGGGCCAGAGAAGCCAUGAGUGGGACUGCCCCCUCCCUGCUCAUGGUAUCAAGUGCUCUAAAGGCAGAAGCAUUGGGCACAGAAAGGAGGCAGCUGUCUGACUCAGGCUGUGCCAGCUCAGGGUUUCUGGAGUCCCUGAUGGGGCCCAGCCCCCACAUUUGUGCUCCCCAAGAAUUCAGGUAAUGAUACUGGGGCCAGAGAGUCUUCACUGGGCCCACGGUCCGCACACAUGCUCACCCCAGUGUUCAGAGAAGAGAGAGAUUCAGAUCCUUGGGUGUCUGUGAGCUCUGAGGACCCAGGACUGGCCCCUGACCCAGUAUGUCUUUCAGACUGGGGAGACCCAAGCAAAAUGGUGACACCUUAGUUCUGCUGACUCUGGGCAGAGGUCUGGGGCCUGGGUUUACAGGCAUUCACAGGUAGGGGGAAGUCAGACAGCAGAAUGACCACUGGGGAAUGGGUACUCAGGGAAUAAAAUGUUUUGUGAAGACCUGA
This is a messenger RNA of Canis lupus familiaris (dog), 2321 nucleotides long. It is a transcript of the gene B3GNT3, whose product is annotated as UDP-GlcNAc:betaGal beta-1,3-N-acetylglucosaminyltransferase 3. Lineage: Eukaryota; Metazoa; Chordata; Mammalia; Carnivora; Canidae. The record is from RefSeq and is a predicted model, not a curated record. Gene Ontology annotation, molecular function: N-acetyllactosaminide beta-1,3-N-acetylglucosaminyltransferase activity. Gene Ontology annotation, cellular component: membrane.